GUGGAGCCGCGGUGCGCUGCGGGCAGAUGGUCGCACGCGGGGGCGGGGCCGCGCCUGCGCAGACUGCCUGUUAUGGCGGCCGCCUAAGUCCCCCCGCGACGGGUGUCGGAUGGGACCUCAGCCUGGGCCCUGCGGCGGGUGGAUUCUCUUCCCUGGCCAAGUCUCUGAGACCUUCUCCCAGGGUGGUGCAAAGCUACUGGCUACCAGCUUGGGCCUGUCUGCAGUAUCUCCUCUGGGACCUGCCAUGCUGAGGACCCAUCUCACCUCUGAGGGGCUCCUGUCCUAGGACUAAGGUGGAGCCUGGGCCAUGGUACAGCUGGCUCCUGCCGCAGCCAUGGACGAGGUCACCUUUAGAAGCGACACUGUGCUGUCAGACGUCCACCUCUAUACCCCGAACCAUAGACACCUCAUGGUACGGCUGAACAGCGUGGGGCAGCCAGUUUUCCUGUCCCAAUUCAAGAUUCUAUGGAGCCAAGACUCUUGGACAGAUUCAGGGGCCAAGGGUGGCGAUCACAGAGAUGUUCACACAAAGGAGCCUCCUUCUGCCAAGACAGGCAGCACGGGGUCCCCUCCAGGAAGUGGCCACAGUAAUGAGGGUUUCUCCCUCCAGGCCGGGACUGACACCACUGGCCAAGAAGUGACUGAAGCUCAGCUGGAUGAGGAUGGGGAUUUGGACGUGGUGAGAAGACCACGAGCCGCCUCUGAUCCCAACCCAGCAGGGCCUCCGAGAGACAAGGUACAUCCCAUGAUUCUAGCACAGGAAGAAGACGACGUCCUGGGAGAGGAAGCACAAGGCAGUCCGCACGAUAUCAUCAGAAUAGAGCACACCAUGGCCACACCCCUGGAAGAUGUUGGCAAGCAGGUGUGGCGGGGCGCCCUGCUUCUGGCGGACUACAUCCUGUUCCGACAGGACCUCUUCCGAGGAUGCACAGCGCUGGAGCUCGGGGCCGGCACGGGGCUCGCUAGCAUCGUCGCAGCCACCGUGGCACGGACCGUUUAUUGUACAGAUGUCGGUGCAGAUCUCUUGGCCAUGUGCCAGCGAAACAUUGCCCUCAAUAGCCACCUGGCUGCCGCUGGAGGUGGUAUAGUUAAGGUCAAAGAACUAGACUGGCUGAAGGACGACCUCUGCACAGACCCCGAGGUCCCCUUCAGUUGGUCACAAGAGGAAAUUUCUGACUUGUACGAUCACACCACCAUCCUGUUUGCAGCCGAAGUGUUUUACGACGACGACUUGACUGAUGCUGUGUUUAAAACGCUCUCCCGACUCGCCCACAGAUUGAAAAAUGCCUGCACAGCCAUACUGUCCGUGGAGAAGAGGCUCAACUUCACACUGAGACACUUGGACGUCACAUGUGAAGCCUACGAUCACUUCCGCUCCUGCUUACACGCACUGGAGCAGCUCGCAGAUGGCAAGCUGCGCUUCGUGGUGGAGCCCGUGGAGGCCUCCUUCCCACAGCUCCUGGUUUACGAGCGCAUCCAGCAGCUGGAGCUCUGGAAGAUCAUCGCAGAACCAGUAACGUGACCCGUCGCCUCCACAAGGCGUGGUGCCUCGACUGUUCCUAGAGUAUAUUUCUAGUGAAAUUAGAAGCUCACCAAAGCAACGUACUUGAGAUUUUGUCAUGGUUACAUGUACCUUAGACGACCCAAGGUGGUUUUCUGGGAUCUGUCCCUGCCUCCCAGUUGCAGCCGGAGAAGGUUGUUGCUGUGGGCUAGAGGUCACUUUAGUUGCCUGUUUCUCAUGGUUGUGAUGUGUGCUCCAGGGUCAAGCCGAGCCACGUUCCUUCUCAGCUCAGUUCCACCCAGGUCAGUCAUUUCAGCUGUGUGCUUUACUUGCAGUUGUGGCCCUGGCUGUGAGGUGGAUUCUUGUACUGCCCUCUGUCAGCUGUUUACAGAUGGGUUGACUACCACUGCCACUAUUGCCAUCAUAUCGCCACUCGGCACAAAAGCCUCAUUUCCUCCCAGGGUUGGGUACGCUUCACCCCAUCCCUCUGAUGAGGGCCCCAUGAGAAGGAAGAGGCAGGAGCUGGUGCCAGGAGUGGACUGGCAUUGGCCUUUGUAUUUAAUUUUAACUGUUUAUCACUCAAAUCAGGUACAUUUGGAAUAAACCUAAGAGCCACUCUUUGGGGUCACAUGCAGCUGCCAGGGUUUGUGUAGUGAUCUUCCUCAGAGGUGAUCCCUUCAGCCUGGACUCAUUUUCCCUCUGCCCCUUGGUCUCUCCAUCUUAUCACGUGUGCACGAGUCUGUCUGUCUGGUUUUUUAUCUUCUCCGUCUGUGCCUCUCUCCUCCCAUCUUGACCCCUUCCUGUCAUCCUCUAUGUCCCACUGUCUCUCUCCUUCUCUCCAGUUUCUGUUCCAUCUUCCUGCUACCCUUGGCCCUUCCUGCGGCCCCUUCCCCCUGCCUUGCUCCUGCUGCACACUUUGCACCAGGGCCUUGCAUGGCCCCUUUCCGCCUCCCUCGCAGCUCACGUUUCCUGGCUUCUCCAUGCACUGUCGCUGCCCACGCUCGCUUCUCCCCAAGCACCCAGGUUCCAUCCCUAGGCCCAUCAUACCCCUGGCAUUGGCUAAUCCCUCAUGCUAGGGGCCAGGCACUUGAAGUCUAACUUCAUCUUCCCAACAAAUUUAGGAGGUCCACAGGCUUGUGAUACCCACAUUACAGCGGAGAAGACUGAGGUCCAAAAAGGAAAAAGUCUCCAUGAGGUCAGGGACCUUGUUGUCUUAAAUAUCACUACAUCCCUGGUGUGUGGUCUGCCAAAAAGUAGAUGCUCAACACAUAUUGUUGAAUGAAUUGCUAAUAUAAGUUACUAUUUAGGGCAUUA
Molecule: messenger RNA, 2815 nt
Organism: Symphalangus syndactylus (siamang)
Lineage: Eukaryota; Metazoa; Chordata; Mammalia; Primates; Hylobatidae
Gene: METTL22
Product: methyltransferase 22, Kin17 lysine
Biological process (GO): protein methylation
Cellular component (GO): nucleus
Molecular function (GO): protein methyltransferase activity
Source: RefSeq, a predicted model, not a curated record